AUGGUAUCUUCUUUGUAUAUCCAGUCUUUUUCAACUAAAUGCGCAUGUUAUAUUAGUAUAUAUAAUGUAACUAUCAAUGAACAAGGGUAUUCUUAUUAUGUACCAGAUAAACAAUGUAGAGUUAAAUAUGUUAUGUUGGUCGAUUGUGACUAUCCCCAAAUUCCAACUUUGACAUUGACCAAUUCGUCGAUCAAUGUGGCCAGUAGCCAAGCUGUGCUGAUAUCAAUGUUGAAUAAUGGUGACCGGAAACUAUGGAUUGUCACGCUCAACUAUCCAAUCGGACAAACACCUGCAGUACCAGUGACACUCAAAACGGUUCUUGACCCAACCAUUGCAAACUGGGAAUUCCCAUCCUACUAUUGUCCAGACCCCAACAACGAUCUCCUUUUCCAAGUGACUCCACCUGAAUACCUUCAAGACGGUUUCACCACGAGAUUCGAGCUGCCUUUAGUAAAUAUAAAACAAGAUGGGUAUUUAGUAGCAUUGUCAACUUUUUAUAGGAAUAACCAGUCUGGAUAUACAUCACCAUUCAACUUGACCUUUGGUGCAACAUCAAUAUUUUCGAUUGGUAUUCCAAUUGUUCCUCGUUACACUGACGACAUUGAUGCUAUUGAUUAUGUGGUGAUUAGUGGAACAGAGACACAGUCACCAAUCGAAGCGUUCCCAUUGAAUAUAAUGCCAGGUUACUUUAUUCCGGUUGGUGCCAUGUUUGAGAUGACAACAACUAAUCCAGACAAAACUUUUUUGUUGUCGAGUGCUCUCAACAUUCCAAUCAUUCCAGUACAAGGAAAUAGUGGUGAUGGAAUGAAAUACCUCUAUUCAAGAGUCGCAAGUGACAUGAUCUCAGGUUUACCAAUCGCUUCUAAUUCCUACCUCCUAAACUCUAAUACCAGUACAUCAUUCCCAUUAUUAGAUCAAUCAUCAAUAUCUAUCCACCAAUUAAAGACUCCAAACGCACCAACACUUGCAGGAAUUGAUAUUAUAGUAGCAGAUAAUAUUAUUAGUCAAGUUGUGGCACUGUCUCAAUGCACCUUUCCCCUAAGAUUCAAAGUUGGCCAAUCUCCUAUCUACUCUAUACCUCCACCUUUUGGUUUCAGUGUGAUUGGAGGAGUAUCAAAAAGAUUCACACUUAUAUAUAAUGGAGUUGUAUCUCAGAAUCUUCAAAUGACCUUUUACCAACAAAACCCUAAUCUUCAAGAUUCACUUUCCAAUACUCGAGCGAAUCCAAAUUCAGGUUCUAUCAUUAUAGAUUCCUCUCUGCCAACAGUAUCAAAUAUUCAACUCUUAAAGGUAUCAACGAAUAGUUUUAUUGUAACAUUGCAACUUGGUGAUUCAUUGUCUGGUGUUGAGAGUUUUGUUUUCAGGAAUACAUACUAUGGAUUGAAUACCAUUGUCAGUGGUACUAUUAAUGAUGGAAUGUUUGUAUUUGAACAUACUGCUCGUAGUACCGAUAUAAAUGCCCUCGAACUGAGGGUGGUUGAUCGUUCCUCCAACUUUUUGUACACCCAAUAUAAUACUUUUGGUACCUAUGGUGAACCAAUUCCACCAACUCCAAUUAUUGAUUCAAUUGUGACAGCAGAAAACUUUACAAUGUUUCAAUUUAUUCCAAAUAUUGUUGAUACUACCAAUGGUCCAAUGAAUGUAUCUCUUGUUUUCAACUUGACCAGUAGUCCAUUUAAUAGAUACACAAGUUUGGACUUGGUUUUGAUGUUAUCACCUUGGUCACCUAGUUUCCAAUCGACCUAUCGAUCGUUAAACAUUACCGCCAAAUCCUACUAUCAUCCAUUGGAUCAAUUAUUUAGAUGUGAUUUUACUGUACCACAAUACACCAAUAAUAUCACAUCAGCCUAUUACAACUUUGAUCUUUAUGGAUCACUAUUAUCAUCUAUUCAACCAUCACUUGUUGCCAAAUUUGGUCAAAAUGCAACUUUAACCAUUCAUUCAAAUAAUUCAAUGGAUAAUUUACCACCAUAUUUUGAAUCAAUGGCACUUCCAACAACACUGGUAGAUGGUAAAUUAGUUUAUGAAUUUACAAUUGUCGAUUAUUUGAAUGGAUUUGAUAAUGGAUCUGUUGAAAUUAGAUCCGAUGCUUCACCACUUACUCAGGUACUGCGAUUUGAUAAAUCAUCACCAGCUUUUAUUAGUGGCAACAGUUUUAAAUCAAAUUGGAGGUUUGAGAUACCAAUCGAUGUGGAUAUGUGUCUUUCUCAAUCCUACUCUAUUGGAAAGACAGAACUAUAUGAUACAGGAGAUACAAAUGGAGAUAUUGAUCCACCAACUAUAGUUUCAUUUGUGGUUUCUAGAACUACAAUGGAUGUUGGAUCAAAUGACAGAACUGUUUCAUUCAAUUUAUCAGUCACUGAUGGUCCAAGUGGAGUUGGAUUGGAUGGAUAUCCAACCAUAUAUUUAAUGGGGAAUCAAGGUGAAUGGUUGGCUGUAGAACCACUGGUCAAGACUACAGGAUCAGUCUAUAAUUAUAGUGUGACCGUUCCACAUGGAUUUGGUGUCAAUGGUAUUCUACUGUCACUGUAUGGACUAAGAGACAAGUUACAGAAUCUUGGUGGGCACUCUACAUCGUUGUUGAAUCAAGCUGGAUUCCAAUACAAAAUCAGUACAUCCUAUUCUACCAAUAUCCCAUCGAUAUUUAGUGUUUCUAAUCUUUACAGUUAUCCUUCCAACCUUUCAUCGGUGGUUGACUAUGAAACCAUUACUAUUCGUGGAAGAGGAUUUGGAAGUGAUAUCCAAGACUUGACAGUGGCCAUGCAACAAUCUGGUGGUUCUCAACCACUCCUCGUUGUCAUUUCCAUGGCAUAUCACAUUAUUCUAUUUGUACAAUAUGACCCAACAAAAAUUGUACCAGGUUCCAAUGUCAGCAUUGUUGUCACAAGAGCAUCCGGCCAAGAUACCUUUUCUGUCACCCCAACCAUUUUACCUCCUAGAGUAACCAAUUCAGUUCCAUCGUAUGUACCAUUUGAUCCAAAACAAAUACCAUGCGCAGUGUCUCCUACCUCGACACUUAAUUGUACUGGUAAUGGUCAGUGUACAUUUGACGGUUGUCUAUGCAACGCUGGAUGGUCAGGAUUCUAUUGCGAGUCAACAGUAAUCAAUACCGAUGAACCAACAUUCAAUCAAACGUCACCCAUUGUUGACAUUAUUGUAAAUGAUACAAAUAGUCAUUCGAUUAUUAAAUCAAUUAUUUCAGUGGUUGCAAUCAGAGAGUUGACAAUGGAUGAAACGGUAUUCAUAGAGUACAGACCAAAGAAUUGGACAUUAAAUAUUACAACACCAACCACCGAUAAUAAUAAUAGUAUUAUCAUGAAUUAUCAAACACAGUUGCAAAACAUAUCAACCAUUGUCAAUGUAACGAUUGAAUGGUUUUCAAAGGAUAGUCAAGUUAUAUUUGCCAAUCAAACCAUCAGUAUUCCAGCAACAAGUACAAAGGUAUCGAUUGGAUUAUCAUCCUAUCCAUUCUAUUCAUCAACCAAUACAUUACAAGUUGUUAUGAAGACAUCGAUUGAAGCUGAAUAUGAAUCAGAGUGCUCGACCAAAGAGUAUGGUGGUGGAUCAACAAAAGACAUGGAAUGGAUGAAAUUGGGAAUUGAUGACAAAACACUUUGGGGUCAAUUCAUUAAAAGAGGAAUUAUCGAUAAUGAUAGAAUCACAUCAAUCACAAAUGAAAUCCUCACAGAUUUUGUUGAUGACAGUGCUGGUACAAGUAACAGUAAUUCAUCAUUUACAACAACAUUUAUUGGAUUAAAUCUUCCACACUAUUCAGUAUCAGCACAAUUAGAUCCAAACUUUGUUCAUUUAAUUGAUGUCGAUAAUGAUAAAACUGGUGGAUCAACAUUGGAGUCAAUUUGCAAAGCCAAAGACAAUGGAUUGACAAUGGGCCAAAUUGCUGGUAUUGUUGUUGGAUGUAUUGCUGCUGCAGCCAUUGCCACUGCAACUACAAUCUACCUCGUUCAUCGUAGACGUAAACUUAAAUCAAAUCGAAAUAUGCAACAAAGAUUAUCAAGAGUUGAAAAACAAAUGAACUAA
Messenger RNA from Cavenderia fasciculata, 4038 nucleotides. RefSeq names its product EGF-like domain-containing protein. NCBI's taxonomy places the organism in Eukaryota, Evosea, Eumycetozoa, Acytosteliales, Cavenderiaceae. The transcript is spliced from 8 exons. The record is from RefSeq and is a predicted model, not a curated record. Gene Ontology annotation, biological process: sexual reproduction. The coding region runs from base 1 to 4038 and encodes 1345 amino acids.